UGCUCUGUCACCGCCUCGCAGCGCGACCGAGCGGCAGCGGAACGCGGUCUUUGCAAUGAGUUACCCAGGCUAUCCCCCAGCAGGUGGAUAUCCACCACCACCACCCCCAGGUGGCAGUCCUUGGGGUGGUGCUGCCUAUCCACCUUCAAAUCCACCUCCUAUUGGUCUAGAAAAUAUGGCUGGCUAUGCCAAUCAGUUCAACCCAGGCUACAUGGCUGGAAUGGCAUCCAAUAUGGCAGGGACGUUUGGAGGGUCAAAUGUACCACAAGGCAUAUAUCCUUCAGUACCUGGGGGUUAUCCACCAGUACCUCCAGGUGGCUUUGGACAGCCUCCAUCAGGACAGCAGCCCUCUUAUGGGGGGUAUCCUCCACCUGGAGGAAACGUACCAGGCCAGCCCACACUGCCUCCUGAUCAGCAGCCUAUGGGAUUACCUGGACAACCACCAGCACCUUACCCAGGGCAGCAGCCCAUGCCAAGUUAUCCACCAGUCCCGGCUGUGAAUCCAUCUUAUCCAGGACCUACAGGGCCUGCAGUCUCUCCUGGAGCAUAUGGAAACAGAGGCACAAUCACUGAUGCAUCAGGAUUUGACCCUAUGAAGGAUGCAGAAGUCUUGAGGAAGGCCAUGAAGGGAUUGGGAACCGAUGAGCAGGCUAUUAUAGAUUGCCUUGGAAGUCGCUCAAACAAGCAGCGACAGCAGAUCAUGCUUUCCUUCAAGACAGCUUAUGGAAAGGAUUUGAUCAAGGAUCUCAAAUCUGAACUAUCAGGUAACUUUGAGAAGACAAUCUUAGCAAUGAUGAAGACACCCAUCAUGUUUGAUGCUUAUGAAAUCAAGGAAGCUGUAAAGGGCAUUGGCACAGAUGAAAAUUGUCUCAUUGAAAUCUUAGCUUCUCGCGGUAAUGAGCAUAUUCAGGAACUCAACAGGGUGUAUAAAGCAGAAUUUAAGAAAACACUGGAGGAUGCAAUAAGAAGUGACACAUCUGGACACUUUCAGAGGCUUUUAAUUUCACUUGCUCAGGGAAACAGAGAUGAAAGUACAAAUGUUGACAUGUCUCUUGUCCAAAAAGAUGUACAGGAGCUAUAUGCAGCUGGUGAGAAUCGUCUAGGAACUGAUGAAUCCAAAUUCAAUGCCAUUCUGUGUGCGAGAAGCAGGGCCCACCUCAGAGCAGUUUUCAGUGAGUACCAGAGGAUGUGUAACAGGGACAUAGAAAAAAGCAUCUGUCGUGAAAUGUCUGGAGACCUGGAAAAAGGCAUGCUGGCAGUAGUUAAAUGCCUCAAGAACACACCAGCUUUCUUUGCUGAGAGGCUGAGGAAUGCUAUGAAGGGAGCAGGAACAAAGGACAGAACUCUGAUUCGAAUCAUGGUGUCACGCAGUGAGGUUGACCUUCUGGACAUACGUGCAGAAUACAAGCGGAUGUACGGCAAAUCCCUCUAUUCAGAUAUCACUGGUGAUACUUCAGGAGACUACCGGAAAAUCCUACUCAAGUUGUGUGGAGGAAAUGACUAAAAGGAACAUUGGGCUUUCAUUUAAAAAAACAAAAACAAACAAACAAACAAAAAAAACAGAAAGGAGAAAAGAAGAAAAUGCAGCUACUAUUUUCAUGGUUUUGCUUUAAAGCAUCUUUUUCCCCAGAAGUAAAUAUGUUAUGAGCUGUCUCUCUUAAAGCGAAUUGCUAGAUUAAAAAAAAAGAGAAAAACACAGAAAUCAAGCUUAUGUACCAUCUGCUUAGGAUUCUUUGUUACCUUCUACAGUCCACGAAUGAGAGUUUAUUUUUCAGCUUACUUUAAUCAUCGGAAAUAACAUGAUUGUUUUCUGGAGUGAAAAUUGUGUUUGUAUGGUUUAAGGCUUUAUUUUGUACAAAUAUCACGUGCCACUUUAUUGCUGGUUUUAUAUCUAUUGUAAGCAGAGGUGGUUUCAUACUUACACCUCGCAUUUUUGUGUCCAACUGAGACUGUUUUAAAGAAGUUUUGUUGAGUUCUGCUUUCUUUACUUGGCUGCAUGUUUCUAAGUUGUGUUCCACAUCGCUUUUUCAUCAGGGCAGCUGUCACAAGGCUAUAAUAAUGUUGAUAUGAGUAGAAGUUCUUCAGUUAACGUCUUUCAGGUUUUAGAUUGUGCCUUAAAUAUCUAAAUAUAUCUAGGAAAAGAUUAUAAAAUUAAAGCUGCCUAUCUUCUAA
Molecule: messenger RNA, 2172 nt
Organism: Lagopus leucura (white-tailed ptarmigan)
Lineage: Eukaryota; Metazoa; Chordata; Aves; Galliformes; Phasianidae
Gene: ANXA11
Product: annexin A11
Exons: 15
Coding region: 56-1504 (482 amino acids)
Biological process (GO): cytokinetic process; phagocytosis
Cellular component (GO): cytoplasm
Molecular function (GO): calcium-dependent phospholipid binding; calcium ion binding
Source: RefSeq, a predicted model, not a curated record